Molecule: messenger RNA, 3643 nt
Organism: Cajanus cajan (pigeon pea)
Lineage: Eukaryota; Viridiplantae; Streptophyta; Magnoliopsida; Fabales; Fabaceae
Product: enolase (DUF1399)
Source: RefSeq, a predicted model, not a curated record
AGAAGACCGAGACCCAAGAUCAGACUCGCUACAACAAAGAUAAUUAGAGUGUGUAUCCUAACACAGGAACAAUACUUAACAACCAAUUAUUAUCUUCUCGAGAUGUAAAACAUUAUUCUAACAAUGAUACCGACACAAAUGAAUCCAAAAAUCACCGCGUUAAUCAACCGUAUCUCACUGGAAACACUAUUGAUUUGCAUUUCUUUUACAUUUUUUUUAAAUUUUAUUAAUUAACAAGUGACGUGAAACUCGAGCAGUUAGCAAAAAUGGCAGCAUGGUGCCGAGAAGACAAUGACAUUAGACAUCCUCAUCGCAUGUAUGUGGGCCAGAUGCACCGAAUCACCCGAUCGUAGUUAGUGGUUUCGGGUGGACACUGUUCUUUAAUCUUCAUACCCACGUGAUGACACGUGGAUCACAUUAUAACUUUUGUGAUGCCAGGUUUGGGACCACCAGAUCAGAAACCACAUUUACCACCAGAAUACACAAAACAAUUUUAUCUCCCCAGUUAAGUGGUUUUACAAGACUAAAUCUUCUUCAAGGCAAAGAAAAUCUUCUAGUGAAUGGUGACGUGACCAUGUUUCCACGCUAACGUUAUUAUGGGCUAAGUGCAGGAACUUUUGGUUGAGUUAUGGAUAAGAUAUUCAAUUUAAGUUUAGGAGAAUCCAUAAGGCAAAAGCUUUGUUUCUUCAUAAUUGACAAACUAUCUAGUUAUCUUGGCAAACAAAUAAAUGUAUUAGGUGAAUUAGCAUACAAAGUAUAGCGAACAAAAGUUAAUAAUGGAAUUAUGUUUGGUUAGCAUGGAAAAUUAGUUAUGAUUAGGAAAUGGGGCAUAUGGGUAGAGACACGAGAUGGUGACACGUGUUCAAACAGGGCCACCUUAAAACUCAGUUUCAGUCAUUCGUGUCUUGUUGAACUCCAUCUCUGCUUUCCGCUUAUUCUCUUUGUUCCAAACUCCGACAUAAUAGCCCUCAUUAGUCAUUAGUCAUUAUUAGAAAGUAAAAACUCAACCAUCUUUCUCUCUCUGCUCAACUCAAUCAUGCCUCUCACUUACUAAACAAAAGUACCACACUCCCACUCCUCAACUUUACGCCAAAACCAUGUCGGAUAAUCUCGACGCUUCCGAAAUCUCGCCCAGCACUUCCUCCAGAAGCCUCGGCGAGUUACCGGAAAUCGCCGCGAUACCACUCGGGAUCGAUCUCGUCUCCGCGGCCAGGCGAAAUAUCGCGUUCUUGAGGACCGUCGCGGAUUCCCUGUGGCUCCACCACACGUCCAUUACGCUGGAAGCCAUACGAAGGUAUCAUGAUUUCUGGAUGCCGUUGAUUGCUGAUCUCACGCAACCGGACACUACUUUUCCUUUCAUCCUUCCUCCCCUUGACGUUCACUGGGUUUGGUUCUGUCACACUUUAAACCCCGUUAGUUACAGGGAAUACUGCGAGAGGAGAUUCUCGAAGGUGAUUGGGAGAGCGUGCAUCUUUGACGAAGAGAACAGAGAGUAUGCUUUGAUGCGGUGCAGGGAGAUUUGGAGCAGUACGUACCCGUUUGAGCCGUUUGAAAAUGAGGCCAGUUCGGAUUCUUCGCAGGAUUCUCUUGUUGGAGGGAGUUUGAAGGAGAGUUUGUUUAAUGAAGUUGAAAAACAAAGGUUGUUGUGUUCUAAGUUUGUGGAACCGUACAGGUCUGAGGUGGUUUACUUGAUUGCCGCCAGACAGAGAUACAAGGCUUUCUUGUUUAUGCUACAGAGGUUCGCGCGUGAGUUUUCUUCGCGUUUGGUUCUUACUUCCGACAUUCUCUUAAUGUGGUUGACCCACCAGAGCUACCCAACAGUGUAUGCGGAGGAUUUGAAGGCAUUGGGUGUAGAAGGGGAUCUGCAGAAGGUGGUGACUCUGUCUGAAACGGUGAAGGAAGAGGAGUUUGAAGAAACCAAGAAAUUGUGGGACAGGGCAUUCAAUCAACCUUAUGAGAAAGCUGGUGGAGAGGUGCCCUUCACAUUCCAAGGGGAAGGUGUUAUCCCAAUCAAAUCCCCUGUCUAUUGGGAAGAAUCAGCCACAGAUGUCAAUACAAAAUACAGGUCCAUGCUUCCGAGGUUUUUACUAGAGGUCUGUGUGUUUGUAAGGCUUAAGCCAAGAAUAAGAACAUUGCAUAAGGAUAUAAACCGUGAUUUCCUACGUCUUCGAAUAAUAAGGUGUCAUAGUGAACUAAAGCUGGAUAAAGCCUUCUCCAAUUUCACUAAUGAUUCAUGGAAGAAAGCUUGGCACUUUUACUGUGAGUUCGGGACUAAGGGAGUCAUGAUACAGUAUUGUCGACAUGGUGGUAACUGUCUAAGAGGAAAUAGCCUGCUAGACAGUGUUUCAUUCCGCUGGAAUGAUUUAUUAAGAGCAGAUUCUUUAACAUUGGAAAAGGAAGUUUGUCAACAGGUGAAUGUUGUUACGUCGAUUACCCCACCAGUUCAAGUGCCAUACUUGUUGAAAUGUGUGCCAGAUCGGGUCACUGAUGAUGCUGGGGCGAUGAUAUCUGAUGUGAUUCUGAAGAUGAAUAGUUAUCAUCCACAAGAAGGGCGAUGGUUGUCUCGCACAGUUCUUGAUCAUGCAGGGAGAGUGUGUUUUGUUGUUAGAAUUAGGAUAGGAGGAGGAUUUUGGAGAAGAGGGGGUGAAACUCCUUCAUCUGUAAAAUGGGAAGAUAGGAUUAUAGAGAUACGUGAAGGCUCUUGGUCUUAUGUUGCUGAUUCCAUUGGUAGAGCCCCUGAGAAAGUGGUGGCCACCGCAACACCAAAGGAACCUUCGGAACAAUGUAAAGCUGCAUGGUGCUUUUCAACAGGAGAUGAACUGAUAGUACAGUGGGAUUCAUCACAAUCAGUGUCAGGUCUCACCUUUAGUUUGCUAAAUCAAACAUCUCCUCCUGAGUCAUCGGUACAGUUACUGAGAGGGAGGCGGAUGCAAUAUCAAGUAAAAAAACCAAAGUCAAAGAGAAAAGAUGAAGGAAUGAAAAUGGAGUUAGAGGAGAAAGAAAUUUUAGAAGAGGAAGAUGAGGAGAGUUUUGUAACAGUAGUACGUUUCACAGAAGAUAACCCAGAUGGAAAAGCAACUGCACUUCUAAAUUGGAGGCUGUUGGUUGUUGAAGUAUUGCCAGAAGAAGAUGCAGUGCUGAUGCUUCUGCUUUGCCUUGCAAUACUGAGAAGUGUAUCAGAAAUGAAAAAACAAGACGUGGGAGGGUUGUUGGUGAGGAGAAGAGUGAAGGAAGCAAGGCUUGGAAGCAGGGAUUGGGGUUCUGUGAUGCUCCAUCCAUCUUCGUGGUCCUCAUCCAAUGAUUCAACCUAUCUUCAACCUUGGUAUUGGAAUGCUGGGCUUGUCAUGAAAUCUGAUAGUACAGUAGAUCAGCUCAAAAGGUAUCCAGCAUUAAGUCAAUCACCAGUGGAAGGUAGUGACAAGUUAUACAAGCAUGGAAUUUUAAGUUAAGCCUGUUUUAAAUUCUGGAAAAUGCUAUUACAUCAUUAUAUGCAAAAAAAUAAUUAGCUUGCUUCAGGUUGUUCACAUUUUUGCUUGGAAUUCAAAAUUCCGAGCCCGAAGAGUUUGUUUGGAACAUAACAUAAAUUUAUGUAAAAUAUGUAAAAAAAUAAAAAAUGGUUUGAUUGUCAGAAUUUUGUCCCGAA